AUGAGACUUGUACUGGAGAAACUUAAAUACAAAGAUAUCAAACAUACAAAUACAUACCUGCUUAUUCUGCUCAUAACAAUAGCAGGAGACACCGAAUUAAAUCCAGGUCCACGUGCACCUAGGUGGCCCUGCGGGACAUGUAACAAAGCUGUCACGUGGAAACACAAAGCAAUUUGUUGUGAUACAUGUCAGACAUGGUAUCAUAUAGAUUGUCAAGGAAUAAAUUCUGGCAUGUACUCUUGUAUGGACUCAUCAAACAUUUCUUGGGAUUGCAUCCAAUGUGGAAUGCCAAAUUUCUCAUCAUCUCUAUUUAAUAUGUCAUCAAUAGAAACAAGUAAUCGAUUCUCAAGCCUAAGUGAACAUUCAUGCAUGAGCCCUGGAGAACCAAAAGCAACUUCAUCUCCGAAAAAGAAAUGUUAUAAACCAGGGAGAAAAACACCCAAACAUACACCACUUAGAGUACUUAACAUAAAUUUCCAAUCAAUAAAAAACAAAAAACCUGAACUAGAAGAGAUCUUAGACUCUGUUAAGCCAAAUAUUAUAUUUGGAACUGAAACUUGGCUAGAUAAAGAAACAUCCUCAUAUGAUUACUUUCCAAUAUCCGACUACAAUGUAUACAGGAAAGAUCGCCCACCAAAUGAAAAAAAUCAAAGUCAUGGUGGUGUCCUAAUUGCCAUACCAAAAGACAUCAUAUCUAAUGAAAUCUCAGAACUUCAAACAAACUGCGAAAAUGUAUGGGCUGAAGUAAAUAUAGCCAACUCCAGAAAAUUAAUUCUUGGUUGCUACUACAGACCACCUUCAGACACAGGUUCUUCACUUGAAGAACUUAAUACAUCUCUAAGCCGUACAAAUGGGAACUCAAAAGCAACUAUAAUCUUAGGGGGGGAUUUCAACCUUGGUCAUAUAGACUGGCAAAUACCAUCAGUAAUUCCUGGAAAGCCAGAUAACAAACAACACCAAAUUUUAAUUGACAUAAUAAAUGACCACUCCCUGGAGCAAAUAGUAGACAAACCAACAAGAGGUGAAAGAAUACUAGAUCUUAUCUUAACAAAUGCACCAAACAUAAAAAAUAAACUGGAAUUAAUGCCACCUAUUGGUAAUGCAGAUCAUGACAUCGUAUUCACUGAAUGUUCAAUAUCACUGAAAAGGAACAAAAAACCAGUAAGACAAAUUUGCCAAUUCAAAAAAGCAAACUGGGAAAACAUUAAAUCAGACAUACAAGUACUAGAAAGAAAGAUUAAAACUAUAUACAAUACAAGUAACACCAAUGAACUUUGGCAAACAUUCAAAGAAGACCUUAUAAAGACAAUCAGUACUAACAUACCACAAAAACAAAUAACACAUACAAUGAAAUUGCCUUGGAUCACAGACCAACUAAGAAUCAAGAUUAAUAAAACUAAACGUCUGCACAAAAAAUCAAAGAAAAAUCAUCAUCUGCAAAUUAGAUACAAACAUAUGAAAAAAACAUUGCAGGCAGAUAUGCGUUCAGCCUAUUGGCAUUAUUAUUGA
Mytilus trossulus (common blue mussel) is the source of this 1509-nucleotide messenger RNA. RefSeq lists its product as uncharacterized. Bases 1 to 1509 code for a protein of 502 amino acids. The transcript has a single exon. NCBI's taxonomy places the organism in Eukaryota, Metazoa, Mollusca, Bivalvia, Mytilida, Mytilidae. Gene Ontology annotation, biological process: larval heart development; cell adhesion involved in heart morphogenesis. The record is from RefSeq and is a predicted model, not a curated record. Gene Ontology annotation, cellular component: extracellular matrix. Gene Ontology annotation, molecular function: catalytic activity.